Messenger RNA from Monosiga brevicollis MX1, 771 nucleotides. The record is from the annotation of a RefSeq genome assembly. Lineage: Eukaryota; Choanoflagellata; Craspedida; Salpingoecidae.
AUGUUAAAAAAAUUAAUUAUAAAUAAUGAUUUUCCUGUUCCAGGACAAUUAAGUUUUCAAGAUCCUGCUAGUCCAGUAUUUGAAGAAAUUAUAAAUUUCCAUAAUUAUGUAUUUGUUUAUAUGACUUUUAUAUUUUUUGGAGUAUUUUGAAUAUUAAUCGAAUUAUUAAGAAAUUUUAAUAAAGUAAAUAGGUUUAUUUCACAUAAAUUUAUGAUUCAUGGUACUUUAAUUGAAUUAAUAUGAACAGUUACACCAGCUUUAGUAUUAGUAGGUAUAGCUUUUCCUUCAUUUAAAUUAUUAUAUUUAAUGGAUGAAGUAAUUGAUCCAGCUAUUACUAUUAAAGUAGUAGGUCAUCAAUGAUAUUGAAGUUAUGAAUACAGUGAUUAUGUAUCUUCUGAUGAUCAAGAAAGUACUAUAGCUUUUGAUUCUUAUAUGGUACCUGAAGAUGAUUUAGAAUUAGGUGAUUUAAGAUUAUUAGAAGUUGAUAAUAGAGUAGUAUUACCAAAAAAUACUCAUGUUAGAGUAAUAGUAACAUCAGCAGAUGUAAUUCAUUCUUGAGCUGUACCUUCAUUAGGAGUAAAAAUAGAUGCUAUACCAGGAAGAUUAAAUCAAACAAGUUUUUUAGCUUAUAGAAAUGGUGUAUUUUAUGGACAAUGUAGUGAAAUAUGUGGUAUUGGACAUUCAGUAAUGCCUAUUGCUAUUGAAGUAGUUGAUUUAGAAAAUUACUGUACUUAUAUAGACAAUUUAAUUCAAGAAGCUAGAGAAGAAUAA